This is a messenger RNA of Lycium ferocissimum, 1265 nucleotides long. RefSeq names its product NDR1/HIN1-like protein 13. The coding region runs from base 231 to 1028 and encodes 265 amino acids. The record is from RefSeq and is a predicted model, not a curated record. Gene Ontology annotation, cellular component: plasma membrane. The transcript has a single exon. NCBI's taxonomy places the organism in Eukaryota, Viridiplantae, Streptophyta, Magnoliopsida, Solanales, Solanaceae.
AUAAGGUACUUGUCUCUUCAAAACUCUCCAUUCUUUUAGUUUCCAUUUCACCUUCACAAAAAAAUUCAACUCUUUUCACCAUAUAUAACUAACACCCUUCCCUUCUACAUAAGCACAAUAGAAACAAAAACCCUAAUCCCUAUUUCCCAACUGUCUGAUCCGUGUUCGUUUAGAUCUGAUUAUUCUGUUUCAGAAAAGAUCCGAUAUAGUUUUAUACGGAUACUAACCACAUGGCAGAUAGAGUAUACCCAGCUGCUAAACCCGCCGCCACCAACGGCACCGCCGCUCCCACCGCCGCCGUCAACGGCGGCGCUAACGGCGGUGCUAAUCCAGCUUUUCCGGCGAAUAAAGCUCAACUUUACAACGCUACUCGCCCUACUUACCGUCCUAUGCCGCCGCCUCGACGGAAACAUCGCCGGAGCUGCUGUUGUUGCUGUUGUCUCUUAACUACUUUUUUCAUAGUCAUAAUUUUACUUCUUGCAGCAAUUGCUGGUGCAGUUUUCUGGGUACUUUAUCGUCCAAAAGCACCGUCGUUUAAUGUUCAAUCACUUCAAGUCAGUCAAUUCAACCUUACUUCCACAAAAUUCGUAUCUAAAUUCAAUCUCACUGUUACAGCUCAUAACCCUAACAAGAAAAUCUCUUUCUUCUACGAUCCGAUUAAUAUUAAUUUCAGUUCUGAUGACGUGGAUAUUGGUGAUGGAUCAUUACCAGCUUUUACACAUGAUACAAAAAGUGACAAGACUUUGAAAGCUGACGUGUCAAGUUCAGGGAAAAAGCUAGAAGAUUCUGAGAUUUCGAGUUUGAGAUCUAAAUUGAAGAAUAAAAAUACUUUGCCACUGGAGAUUAAGCUUGAUACUAAAGUUAAGGUUAAAGUUGGAAGUUUGAAAACUAAGAAAGUUGGGAUUAGAGUUAAAUGUGAUGGGAUUAAGAUUUCUGUUCCUACUGGAAAAUCACCGACUAAAGCUACUACUAAAGAUGUUAAAUGCCACGUGGAUAUUCGGAUCAAGAUCUGGAAAUGGACUUUUUGAGGGCUAUUUUAAUUUUAGGGUGUGAUUUUCCUGUCCACCUUUUUGUUUUGAUUGUUUAAAUCUUUGUUUUUUUUUUUUUUUUUGGUAAAUGGAUGUUUUUUAGGAUAUAGUUCAGUUUGAUUGUUAUAUAUACAUAAUAUAUGCAAAAUCGAAUUUGUUCAGUUAGGAUUUGGAGUUGCAUAUAUUCAUUCUUAUACAGCGUAUUUGUUUGUGGUUAUUUGAUCAUAUGCAUUUCAA